Messenger RNA from Piliocolobus tephrosceles (Ugandan red Colobus), 1689 nucleotides. It is a transcript of the gene SOCS1, whose product is annotated as suppressor of cytokine signaling 1. Gene Ontology annotation, biological process: intracellular signal transduction; phosphatidylinositol phosphate biosynthetic process. The coding region runs from base 596 to 1237 and encodes 213 amino acids. The transcript has 2 exons. The record is from RefSeq and is a predicted model, not a curated record. NCBI's taxonomy places the organism in Eukaryota, Metazoa, Chordata, Mammalia, Primates, Cercopithecidae. Gene Ontology annotation, cellular component: phosphatidylinositol 3-kinase complex. Gene Ontology annotation, molecular function: 1-phosphatidylinositol-3-kinase regulator activity.
UGCAGGGGAGGAGAGGACAGGGCUCUGUCCCCGGCGGGUGUGGAGACACCUGGGGCGGAGGAGGGUGUGUCAGGGCGCAUCCCAAUAGGGCCUGGCGGCAGAAAGUGGAACCCGAGGUAGCCAGGCAAAAGCGGGGUCGCCAAGUCCGAAAGAGGCGUCCGAGACGUGGCCGGAAGGUGCAGGGUCGGGGCCAGAGCCCCUCGAAGGACGGGUGCUGGGGCAGGUGUGAACAGGCGGGCAGAGGGCCCCGCGGGAGAGUCCAGAGGAGGGGUGAAGAGGGUCGGAGCGCUCCCCGCCGGACGCCACCGCGAAAAAAGAAACCGAAAGUGGAGCUGGGGGCGGGGCCGGCAGGGGGCGGGGCCUCCCACCGUCGCUAGCCCAAGGAGCUGGUUUAAAAGACUGGCGCAGGGGCGGGCGCCGAGCAGAGCGAGCUGCGGCCGUGGCAGCUGCACGGCUCCUGGCCCCGGAGCAUGCGCGAGAGCCGCCCCGGAGCGCCCCGGAGCCCCCCGCUGCCCCGCCCGCGGCGCCCCGCGUCCCGCCGCCAGCGCACCCCCCGACGCUAUGGCCCACCCCUCCGGCUGGCCCCUCCUGUAGGAUGGUAGCACACAACCAGGUGGCAGCCGACAAUGCAGUCUCCACAGCAGCAGAGCCCCGACGGCGGCCAGAGCCUUCCUCCUCUUCCUCCUCCUCGCCCGCGGCCCCCGCGCGCCCGCGGCCGUGCCCGGCGGUCCCGGUCCCGGCCCCGGCCCCCGGCGACACGCACUUCCGCACGUUCCGUUCGCACGCCGAUUACCGGCGCAUCACGCGCGCUAGCGCGCUCCUCGACGCCUGCGGCUUCUACUGGGGGCCCCUGAGCGUGCACGGAGCACACGAGCGGCUGCGCGCCGAGCCCGUGGGCACCUUCCUGGUGCGCGACAGCCGCCAGCGGAACUGCUUCUUCGCCCUCAGCGUGAAGAUGGCCUCGGGCCCCACGAGCAUCCGCGUGCACUUCCAGGCCGGCCGCUUCCACCUGGACGGCAGCCGCGAGAGCUUCGACUGCCUCUUCGAAUUGCUGGAGCACUACGUGGCGGCGCCGCGUCGCAUGCUGGGGGCCCCGCUGCGCCAGCGCCGCGUGCGGCCGCUGCAGGAGCUGUGCCGCCAGCGCAUCGUGGCCACCGUGGGCCGCGAAAACCUGGCGCGCAUCCCCCUCAACCCCGUCCUCCGCGACUACUUGAGCUCCUUCCCCUUCCAGAUCUGACCGGCCGCGCCCGCCGUGCACGCAGCAUUAACUGGGGUGCCGUGUUCUUUUCUGUUAUUUGCCUGGAGCUACGGGGUGGGUACCUUCCCCUGCCUGGGUUGGAGGGAGCGGGUGGGUGUAGGGGCAAGGCGCCUCCCGCCCUCGGCUGGAGACGAGGCUGCAGACCCCUUCUCACCUCUUGAGGGGGUUCUCCCCCUCCUGGUGCUCCCUCGGGGUCCCCCUGGUUGUUGUAGCAGCUUAACUUAACUGUAUCUGGUGCCAGGACCUGAACUCGCACCUCCUACCUCUUCAUGUUUACAUAUACCCAGUAUCUUUGCACAAACCAGGGGUUGGGGGAGGGUCUCUGGCUUUAUUUUUCUGCUGUGCAGAAUCCUAUUUUAUAUUUUUUAAAGCUAGUUUAGGUAAUAAACUUUAUUAUGAAAGUUUUUCUUAAAAAAAAAAAAAAAAAAAAA